Messenger RNA from Peromyscus californicus insignis, 3357 nucleotides. RefSeq names its product zinc metallopeptidase STE24 (gene Zmpste24). Gene Ontology annotation, cellular component: endoplasmic reticulum membrane. Gene Ontology annotation, molecular function: metalloendopeptidase activity. The record is from RefSeq and is a predicted model, not a curated record. Gene Ontology annotation, biological process: CAAX-box protein processing. Lineage: Eukaryota; Metazoa; Chordata; Mammalia; Rodentia; Cricetidae.
UCCGGCCGGAAGUGAGGAAGGUGGGGCAUGUCUUAAUUCUAGCAGAAGUAAGAAGGUCCUGAGGGAGUAAGGAAGGGGAAGAGUGUCUUUGUGACACUGCUAGCAGCGUUGAGGGGAUGGGAGUCUGACGAGGCUCUCGGAGGGACCCAUAUCGCUGAGACACCACUGGCACUCUGAGGGACGCGUGUCGGUGUGGCACCGGUGCAUGCUGAAGGAGCGGGUGGAACUGGGUGACCAUGGGGAUGUGGGCAUCGGUGGACGCUAUGUGGGACUUCCCUGCGGAGAAGCGAAUCUUCGGGGCGGUGUUGCUCUUUUCCUGGACCGUGUAUCUUUGGGAGACCUUCCUAGCACAGCGGCAGAGAAGGAUAUACAAAACAACAACUCAUGUACCACCAGAAUUAGAACAGAUCAUGGAUUCGGACACAUUUGAGAAAUCUCGACUGUAUCAACUGGAUAAAAGUACAUUCAGCUUCUGGUCAGGACUCUAUUCAGUGGUGGAAAGCACUUUUAUUCUUCUCUUUGGAGGAAUCCCUUACCUCUGGAGACUUUCUGGACGGUUCUGUGGUUCUGCUGGUUUUGGGCCGGAAUAUGAGAUCAUUCAGUCUUUGGUGUUCCUUCUGUUGGCCACACUCUACAGUGCACUGACUGGCUUGCCAUGGAGCAUCUAUAAUACUUUUGUGAUAGAAGAAAAGCACGGCUUCAAUCACCAGACUUUGGAGUUUUUUAUGAAAGACACAAUCAAAAAAUUUGUUGUGACUCAAUGUAUUUUAUUGCCUGUGUCUUCUCUUCUGCUUUACAUUAUUAAAAUUGGAGGUGAUUACUUUUUUAUUUAUGCCUGGCUGUUCACAUUAGUUGUUUCUCUGGUUCUGGUCACAAUUUAUGCUGAUUACAUUGCCCCUUUGUUUGACAAAUUCACACCUCUUCCUGAGGGAAAGCUUAAACAAGAAAUUGAAGUGAUGGCAAAGAAUAUCGACUUUCCUCUGACUAAGGUGUAUGUUGUUGAAGGAAGCAAAUACCUGACUUUUAGCAAUGCUUACUUUUAUGGCUUCUUCAAGAACAAGAGAAUAGUUUUGUUUGACACUCUACUAGAAGAAUACUCUGUACUAAACAAAGAAAAGCAGGAGGAGCCUGGCGUGGAGCCCCGCAAUGAUGGCGAAGGAGACAGUGAAGAGAUAAGAGCUAAAGUGAAAAAUAAGAAACAAGGAUGUAAAAAUGAGGAAGUACUGGCUGUACUUGGCCAUGAACUGGGACACUGGAAGUUGGGACACACAAUAAAAAAUAUAAUCAUUAGUCAGAUAAAUUCCUUCCUGUGUUUCUUCUUGUUUGCCGUGCUAAUUGGUCAGAGGGUACUUUUUGCUGCCUUUGGUUUUUAUGACACCCAACCCACUCUGAUUGGACUCUUGAUCAUCUUUCAGUUCAUUUUCUCACCUUACAAUGAGGUUCUGUCCUUCUGCCUAACAGUCCUGAGCCGCAGGUUUGAGUUCCAGGCCGACGCUUUCGCCAAGAAACUUGGGAUGGCUAAAGACUUAUAUUCUGCUUUGAUCAAGCUAAACAAAGACAACCUGGGCUUCCCGGUUUCUGACUGGCUGUUCUCCACGUGGCACUAUUCACACCCUCCACUACUAGAGAGGCUUCAGGCUCUGAAAGCCACAAAACGAGACUGAGCCACUCGGGGACUGGACACACUUGUGAUUAUUUCUGGCCCGGCAGCAUGUUCCAGCUCUUGAUGGUUUCAAGUUUUUAAGGAAAAUGGUUAAGUCCAUAAAAGUCCAGAUUCAAAUACAUUUACUAUCUCAUUUCAAAAAUGACUUUAAUAAUCCAUUUCUUAAAACACUGGAUAAAAAUUUGAGGCUUAAUAUUUUUAAAGCAUAGUCUUAUCUAACAUCUGGUUUACCAUCAAUUUGUAAAAUUAUUUAAGGCAAUGCACAACUUGUUUUAUUUCCUCACUAUGUGGAAUCUGCAUAUAGGGUGUUCGGGUUGUAUGUUGAAAAGGGAAAACACCACCUCUGAGUAUUUUCUGCAAGACAGAAACAGAAAGAGGGGUCCCAAUCAUUGUGCGUGUACCUCCGUGGAAUUUGUUUUUACCUUCAUGCUGUUAUGACUUCACCUGGCCAAUCAGUGUUUUAAAUAAGAAAGAAAAGUAAAAAUGAGUGAGGCUGAUGCUACUGAAAUAGAAGUUGUUAGUCUGUAUUGUACUGUUGUACUCACAAAGCUUUCUGUUCCUCUCUCACACCAAUCAGGAACCCCUCCCUCCCUUCUUUUUUUGAGAUAAGGUCUCGCUCUAGCCCUUGGUGGCCCCAGACUUAUUCUUUAGCCUAGCAUGGGUUAGACUUCUCAUCAGGCCUCCUUCCAAAUGCUGGGGUUGAGGAUGUGAGCCACCACACCCAGUUUAGGAAUGACUCGUACUUGAAAGUCGAAAUCUUUCAAAUUAUUGAGUUUGGGUUUGCUUUUAAGAAAGUCUUAAUUUUAAGCCAGGCUUGAUAGCACUUACCUUUAAUCACCGUGCUUGAGGCAGAGGCAGGUGGAUCUGUGAGUUGAGGCCAGCCAGGGCUACGUAGUAAGACCCUGUCUGAAGAAAGAGAGGUGGGGAGGGAGGAAAGAAAAUCAGUCUCAAUUCUUACCGUUUCUCCCACCUGGCCUUACUAGAGGUAAGCUAGCCUUUUCUCAUUCAGUUUUCCCAGCAAAUAACAGUACACCCUUUCACUUAGCAGAAGUUGCCAUAUUAUACACAUUUCCCAAUGUUAAAUGUGGCAGAAUAUGAAAGAAGAGAUGACAUUUGAAAAGACAUAAAGGUGAAAUAUUCAUGAUUCUCUUAUUACAGAAAAAAACACAGUUUUCUAUCUUUUUUCAAGGACAGAGGUCUCUGCUUUCAUUUUUGUAAUCUUUUUAUUCACAAGAUUCCAUGUUUUUAAUUAUAACUCUUGGUCGUCAGGCAGAUGUUUACUCUCAGAGACAGCAGCACACAAGAUUUCCAGAGGUAAAGGUGUGAGCUUGACUGCUUCCAGUCUGUCUGUGUGCUGAGUGAGAACCGUGCUGCGCCCGCCACUCCCACUCACCGGGCCUGUGCCUCUCCUGGGCAUUUACUCCACAGUGUGCUGACGGCACUGUGAUCGUCUUGUGCUCUGCUGACGUGUGAGUGGUGCCUUCACACGGACCACAGCAGCCCCAAGCUCUAGUUCAGCGCUGCAUUCUUUCUUUCCUACAGCUCAGCAGAGCAGCCCACGGCUUCUCUGCAGCAUCCUUUCCUAUGACUUCAUGCUCAGAUAAUUGCCUUUCCUUCCUCUGUGCCUUUAAAUACACCUUUCAGUUCUGCACAAGUGAGACAUUAAAAGUUGCCAAUGCAGAUUUAUGUCCUGA